Molecule: messenger RNA, 492 nt
Organism: Rhodotorula graminis WP1
Lineage: Eukaryota; Fungi; Basidiomycota; Microbotryomycetes; Sporidiobolales; Sporidiobolaceae
Product: glycoside hydrolase family 18 protein
Exons: 3
Biological process (GO): chitin catabolic process; carbohydrate metabolic process
Cellular component (GO): extracellular region
Molecular function (GO): chitinase activity; chitin binding
Source: RefSeq, a predicted model, not a curated record
AUGCUCACGAUCGGCGGCUGGAGCGGCUCGGUCUACUUCUCGGACCUCGUCUCGACGUCGAAAAAGCGGGCCGCGUUCGCCAACACGAUCAAGACGUGGAUGCGCGUGUAUGGCUUCAAGGGCGUCGACCUCGACUGGGAAUUCAUCGGCCGUCAAGGCGCCGGCAACAACAUCGUUUCGCCGUCCGACUCGGCCAACUACCUCACCUUCCUCGCCAAGCUCCGCUCGACGCUCGGCACCGACCUGUACAUCUCGGCCGCCGUGCCCGCCGCCGGCAUCACGGGCCCGAGCGCCACCAUCCUGAGCGACGUGUCCAAGUUCGCCGCCCACUUCGACUGGAUCCAGCUCAUGACCUACGACUACUACGGAGCUUGGUCGAGUACUACGGGCGCCAACUCGCCACUGUACACGUGCGACGCCGGGUCCGACUCGAUCGACGCCACGGUCAAGCGUUGGGUCGCAGCAGGCUUCCCGGCGUGCCAGAUCGUCCUC